Molecule: messenger RNA, 1670 nt
Organism: Ostreococcus lucimarinus CCE9901
Lineage: Eukaryota; Viridiplantae; Chlorophyta; Mamiellophyceae; Mamiellales; Bathycoccaceae
Exons: 1
Coding region: 98-1519 (473 amino acids)
Biological process (GO): biosynthetic process
Molecular function (GO): pyridoxal phosphate binding; L-alanine:2-oxoglutarate transaminase activity
Source: RefSeq, a predicted model, not a curated record
CCGCGACGCGACUCGGCGCGACGCGAGCGCGCGCGCGCGAGCGAUCGGCGACGAACGCGCGAACUCUUUCGAUCGCGCGCGCCGCGGACGGGACGCGAUGCGCGACGCGAUCACGGUCGGGACGAUCAAUCACCGCGUCGUCGACGCGGAGUACGCGGUGCGAGGGCCGAUCGUCGCGCGGGCGCAGCAGCUCGAGCGGGCGCUGCGGGACGGGGAGAAACUGCCGUUCGAUAAGGUGGUGUACUGCAACAUCGGGAAUCCGCACUCGCUCGGGCAGCGGCCGAUCUCGUUCUUCAGGCAGGUGCUCGCGGCGAUCGACUGCGAGGCGGUGGCGGGGGCGUUCGCGGCGGACGUCCUCGAACGCGCGGAGGAGUGUAAGCGGAAGAUUAAGGGCGGGACGGGAGCGUACUCGGAGAGUAAGGGCGUGGAAUCUUUGCGAGAGCGCGUGGUGAGAGGGAUCACGAAGAGGGAUGGGAUUCCGGCGAACAUCGACGACGUGUAUCUCAUCGACGGGGCCUCGGCGGGGUGCCAUUAUUUGAUGAACGUCUUGAUUCGAGGGGAACAGGACGCCAUCAUGUGCCCGAUCCCGCAGUAUCCGCUGUACUCGGCGGCGUUAACGCUGUAUGGCGGUACGCUGACGCCGUACUACCUGGACGAAGAGACUGGGUGGUCGAUGGACGUCGAACACGUCAAGAGUCAGUUGAACGCGGCGCGAGCGCAAGGGAAAAACGUUCGCGCGCUCGUCGUCAUCAACCCGGGUAACCCUACGGGUAACGUGUUGAGCGAUGACAACUUGCUCGAUAUCGCCAAGUUCUGCGCCGAUGAAGGACUUCUCAUCAUCUCCGACGAAGUGUACCAAGAAAACAUCUACGCCGAUGGCAAAAAGUUCAAGAGCAUGCGCAAAGUCGUGCUCGAGGCGGGCUUGGACAAGCGGGUCGCCUUGGCGAGCUUCCAGAGUAUCAGCAAAGGGUACUACGGUGAAUGCGGUCGUCGCGGUGGUUUCAUGGAACUCAUCGGUGCGUGGGAACAAGGCGUGCUGGAUGCGAUUCUGAAGCUCGCGUCCAUCGCUCUCUGCCCCAACUUGGCGGGCCAAAUCGUGACCUCGAUGGUCAUGGACCCGCCGGUGGAAGGCGACCCUUCGUACAAGCAGUUUGCGCAAGAACGCGAUGACAUUCUCGCAUCUCUGAAGAGACGUUCCAUCACACUCAGCAACGCGUUGAACUCGUUGGAGGGUGUGACUUGCCAACCAGCGGAUGGCGCGAUGUACUGCUUUCCGAACCUGGUGUUCCCGCAAAAGUUCCUUGACGAAUGCGCCGCCGCGAACAAGGUUGCCGAUGCAGAGUACUGCACCCGCUUACUGUUGGCGACCGGUAUCGUCACCGUUCCGGGGUCUGGGUUCGGGCAAAAGCCGGGCACGUGGCACUUCCGGACCACUUUCCUUCCGAGCGAGGAAGAUAUCGCUGGCGUCGCCGUCAAGCUCACCAACUUCCACGGCGAAUUCAUGUCUCAGUACAAGUAAGCAUUGAGGGAUGAAGAACGAACUGAUUAAGAGAGCGGAACACUUUAGAGAACUUUAGAUCCACCUCUGAUGUCGAUCGAAUUGACGAGGAAAGGAUUUGUGCUGCUAACUGUGCGAUUAUUUUUAAAAUCCCAUUUACACGAGUUGCUUA